Molecule: messenger RNA, 3047 nt
Organism: Leptopilina boulardi
Lineage: Eukaryota; Metazoa; Arthropoda; Insecta; Hymenoptera; Figitidae
Gene: TTLL5
Product: tubulin polyglutamylase TTLL5
Exons: 15
Coding region: 181-2556 (791 amino acids)
Biological process (GO): microtubule cytoskeleton organization; protein polyglutamylation
Cellular component (GO): cilium
Molecular function (GO): tubulin binding; tubulin-glutamic acid ligase activity
Source: RefSeq, a predicted model, not a curated record
GAUAGAGGACGUCAGUUCAACUCGCCCCAUCAAGGCGGUAUGGCUCACUUACAUUUGUCUGUCCGAAUAUUUCCAAGUUAAAGUGUGAAUUCCCCCUGUAAUGCCGCAAUCACCCGUCGUCUAACUAAACGGAAUUAAUAAUUAGGUGUUACUUUCGUUUUUAUUUUCCUGUGAUUCAUAAUGUUAUCACAAAUAAAAAAUAGUUCAACGAGAAAAUUGGAAGGAAAAAGAACAAAAGAAUUGAUGUCAUCUUCAAGUCUUUCGGGCAUGUCACAAUUAUCAAAUAGCAGUGAAGAAUCAGAAAGUACAACGAAGGACAAAAGUCCGCAGUUUAACGAAUGGCUGUUAAAUGGACCGACGGGGAACAAAUCAUCAAUCUUACGUUUCAAAUGCUCAGCUUUGUCAACGCCUCCGGAAAACCCACCGGCGAAAAAACUUCACAUGACCUACAAGAUUUUUCAAACAGAAACAAAACUCAUAAAUUUUCUUCUUCAGUCGCAUGGAUUUUCUGAGGUAUCAAUAAAUGAAAAUGAUUUUAAUCUUCUUUGGAUUGGAAAUCAUCCGAAACCCGAUGUCCUUCGUAAUUUGACACCUUAUCAAAAAGUCAAUCAUUUUCCUAGAUCAUACGAAAUAACGAGGAAGGAUCGUCUGUAUAAAAAUAUUGAAGCGAUGCAAAGAAGCAAAGGAGUACGUAAUUUGGAUUUUAUACCACAAACGUUUCUUCUUCCCAGUGAAUCGAAAGAACUUCUAACAGCCCACUUUAGGUAUCGAGGUCCCUGGAUUGUCAAACCAAAAGCAAGUUCCAGAGGUCGUGGAAUUUAUAUCGUCAAUAGUCCGGAGAAAAUUUUGACUGACGAAUCUGUGAUUGUCGCGCAGUAUAUAAAUAAUCCUCUAUUGGUGGAUGGACAUAAAUGUGAUUUGAGAUUGUAUGUUGCCGUUACGAAUUACGAUCCUCUUUUAAUUUAUCUCUACGAGGAAGGAUUAGUAAGAUUUGCUACUGUCAAAUACGAUGGUGGCAAUCAGUACGUGUGGAAUCCCUGUAUGCAUCUCUGCAAUUACAGCAUCAAUAAAUUUCACGUCGACUAUGUCAAAAAUGAUGAUCCAGAUGCAGAAGAUGUGGGACAUAAAUGGACAUUGUCAGCUCUACUUAGACAUUUGCGAUCCAUUGGACAAGAUACAGAAUUACUGAUGCAACGAAUAGAAGAUGUUAUAAUAAAGUCAAUUCUCGCAACGGCUUCUGGUAUCGUUAGUGGAAUGAAACAAUUUGUUAAGCAUCCGGACACUUGUUUUGAAUUAUUUGGAUUUGACAUACUGAUUGAUGAUUGUCUGAAACCUUGGCUACUGGAAGUGAACUUGACUCCGUCUUUGGGCUGUGAUUCGCCAUUGGACGUGAGAUUGAAAUCUGCUUUAAUCGCAGAUCUGCUUACCCUCGUUGGCAUACCCGCUGUUGAUCCCAUCCUAAGACCUCAAGCAACAAGUCAAAAUAAAUUUGCCAAUCCCACUAGAAAAAUAACUAGUUAUCGAAGAGUUCAUUCAGCUGAGACUUUGGCUCAAAAAAAGAAAACUACCUCAAAGAAUUCAUUGAAUAAAACGGGUCUUUCCUCGGAGCAACAACGAAUUGUCGCUUCGGCAAAAGCACAAUUUGAACGUAGAGGCGGUUUCGUACGAAUUUUUCCAAGUCCAAAGUCCUGGGAAAUGUAUUCACAGUAUUUAGAUCCAAUCACGGGAAUUCCAGUGGUUACUGAUCCCCUUGGUCCAGGUAGAGUGCCGCAACACAUUAACACAAAUCACAAUUUAAUGUUGCACGAGCAACUAUUUCCAGCUGUUAAUCGUAUUGGUUUCAUAAUUCAGGAAGUCAAGUUGGACAGACUUUCCAGGUAUGAAAGGUACGAGAGAGCACUUCUUAAAGGACACAAGGAAAGUCUGGAUCGUGGAGAUAGUAAAGAAAAUAUCGAUAUUGAUAGCCAAAAAUAUAAAGCUCAAGUAAUGCAAUUAAUGGAAGACGGCAACAAAUUAAGCCCCGGAGAGGCGAGAAAAGCCUUUGGUCUAUAUUUAGGUUUUAUAUUACGCAAAAUAUCGCAGCCAAAUGCUGAUCCAGUUUGUUGUGAUCUUGUUACGAAAUUUUUACAACAAUCUUCUAGUAAUUUAAAAACGCCUUUCUUAUUCACUUUGCCAAAUAGUAAAUUGAGUGAUAAGGAUAGAGCUGCCAUAACUGCAAAGCAGUUAUCGGACUUUUUGCAACAAUACAAUAAAGAAACUGAUCUUUAUGCCGAUACCGUUGAUCGGCCAAGAACUGUUCCCAACAGACUUUUUCAAAAAUUUCUCGCAGCAGCAAAUGAAGAGGAUCUCGAUGACGUGUUAAUUUUACAAACACGCCUCUAUAAUUGCGCUCACAGUUUUUUGGGUAGAAGUGGAUUUGCCGGAAGUUUGCGAGGUCCAAAUCUUCUUUGUUGUUUGCCGCACAUCACUUCGCGCGUUCAUUCGAAUGCAAUCACUAAUGAACAAUGCAAAUGCAACCAAACCAUGAGUCGGCCAACUAAGGCGCCUAGAACUUAAUUUUAAUUUUUUGUUUUUUUUUUUUUGUCUCUUAUCUUCUACUAGAUUUCAAUUUAUUAUGUUUUUUUUGUGUUUCUCUUUUUGAAAUAAGUGUUGAUCACCUUUUUUUUUACAUAUAUUAUAUAUUUAUAUAUUUAUUUAUUUCGAGUCACUUAAAAAAAAAAAAUAUUUAUUUAUAUUUGUUAAACAGUCAAAAGUUUUUAUAUCUUUCUGUUUUUUUUCAUCUUUUUUAUAUUAUUAUUUUUUUUAUUAUUAUUACUAUUAUUACUAUUAUUAUUAUUAUUAUUAUUAUUAUUAUUAUUAUUAUUAUAUAUUUAAAUAAUUCGUAUUGUUUAAAAUUCCCUAGUCGUUUCAAUUAUAUUUAUUCCGCAAAAAAAAGCGCGAUUAUUGUGAUUGCAAAAAAAAAAAAAAAAAAUACAAACACCGAUGAUUAUUUCAAAAACCAGGUUUUCUAAAAAAAAUAGUUUUCGCUUUUUCUAAAAUAUUCAAAA